Molecule: messenger RNA, 2352 nt
Organism: Neospora caninum
Lineage: Eukaryota; Apicomplexa; Conoidasida; Eucoccidiorida; Sarcocystidae
Exons: 1
Coding region: 1-2352 (783 amino acids)
Biological process (GO): maturation of SSU-rRNA from tricistronic rRNA transcript (SSU-rRNA, 5.8S rRNA, LSU-rRNA)
Cellular component (GO): nucleolus
Source: RefSeq, a predicted model, not a curated record
AUGCCGAAGCAUUCCUCCGAUCCAAGUUCGAGGGAGGCUUUGCUGCCGGCUCCUUUGCCUCCGCCACCCGCAUCGCUGUCGGCGUUCUCGUCCUCGGGGCGAUUCCUUGCAACGGCAGUGGCGAGCAGCGCGAGUCCUGAAAGCGCCGACAGCCAGCUUCCCCGGAGUCGAGUGAAAGUAUGGGACGCGUCGUCAGGGGGAGAUUUUGGCACGAAUGCAGUCUCAGCAUCUGAAAGUGAUGGGGUUUCCGGUUUGUCCUUCGUCUCGAACUACCAGCCGCGGUUCUCAGUCGAGUGGCAGCGGCAGUUCCUCGGUCACAGCGUCACGUCGCUGCUCUUUGUUUCCCGCGCAUCCGCUGGUGGCCAGCGCAUGUCAGAGCGUUUGCUCAUCGGCACAGAUCGAGGGAUGUUGGCAUCUGCCGACGUGACGGCAUCGAGCAGCAAGCUGCUGUUCAGCACGUACCUCGGCGAAGCAUCGGAAUCCAGCGCAGGCGGCAGUGGAGCGGAAUCGUCGUUCGACUCCACCAAAGGAUCGUCGGACUUCCCAAUUCGCGCGCUCGGGUGCACCGCUGCGUCGGGCGGGAACGUCGUGGCCCUGGUAGGCGGAAGAGACGGAAGCAGGCUCGUCACCGUCGAUCCAGAGGACGGCACUGUCGUGCGACAAGAUGAGCUUUCUAAACCGUACAACCUGUUUGCGAGUCCGUCGUCAACAGACGCCGACGAGGAUGUUGUCCUUCUCGCGAUGCGCAGAGGGACGACGGAGCUGGGAAGCAGUGCCGGCGUCGUCUUGUACGACGUGCAGCACCAGCGGCCUAGGGCAAAGCUCGUCGGCGGAUCAGGUGGUGCGUUCGCUGUGGCUCUCGAGAAGCGAGCACGGUUCGCGGCUGGGGUCUUCAGCGGGAGUGGGAAAGACGAACAACAUGCUCAGCUGGUCGUCUGGCAGAUCCCGGACCGGUCGGCCGAUGCAGCGGAGCGGGCUGCUGCGAAGGGAAAGUCGAAAAAGCUGCAGCCUGCCUGCUCCGGAAGCCAUUUUGAGCCUCUAAUUCAGGUGGUUCUGCCUACGAAUCGGGAUGCAGCGAACGCGGAAGACGCUUCCGACAGCGGAGACGACGAGGCCGCUCAUCCGUACAGCCAACAGGCCAUCGUCACGCUCUCGCGCAGUAAUGCCGUCAUUGUGUGGGCGCUGGGAAGGGACGCAGGCGCAGAAGGCCAGUCGUUCUCCCUCGUGAAAGUUGCACAAAUCGACUCCGUUUCGUUUCCGUGUAUAUCCCCUAAAGCGUCGCUCGACUCCGCGCCGGCACUGGCUGCGGCAGUGGCUACCCCGGGCGUCUGGUUUAUGCAGGAACUGGACGAGAGCGGAAGGGCGAGAGACGAGGAUGCGACGAGUCCAUCCGGUUCAAGUACAAAGAAACGCCGACAUAGUGCCGGGACAGAACACCCGGCGCAGGAGAGGCAACACUUGUGUAUAGUUCGCGGGUGCCACACUGCACCGCUUUUCCAGUGUCUGUUACUUCCUCGUUUCGCUUCACGUCGCUCCAGUGCUCAGGAGCUCUACUUACCUCUUCUUCCCCGCUACAGUGGGAAAUUCGGCCUUGCAUGCGUCGAAGCUAUGAAGCUGUCUGAAGUUCGCGCGGCAGGAGGCGACUCACGGAAAGCCGGAGAGAAAACUGGCAGCGCCGCUGCAAGUGCAGGCGAUGAUGGCGCAAACAGGGUUUCCUUGCCGACGGCUUCUCUCAAGAGGACUAUCGCGGCUGUGACCGAGUCUGAUGGAGAUGAUGUAGAUGCAAGUGGCGAUAGUGGAGCAGUGGAGGAAGGCAAGAAGAAAAAGCAGUCAAACGCCAAGGGACUCGGUUUAGCUGGCGCCGCAACUGGAGGCGCUCCUGGAGGGGAACAUAGUAAUGUCGCUGUCAUUCUGCGCCAGGCUCUUACAGCGUCUGAUGCACGCCUUCUGGAAACAGUCUUAACGUCAACAGCGAAGGACAAGAAAGAAGUAGCUGCAGGGGUUGGUUCGCUGACGCCAGUACAGGCCCUGCGGCUUCUUCAACACCUGGUGCAGCAGCAACAAGUAAACCCAGCUGCUUCCAUCACUAAGGGCGGCUGGAUAGAAGAAAUCGUCAAACAGCAUGCUGUUGUGUUGUCUCAAACAGACGCGGGCCGGGAGCAACUUGUCCUUCUUCUUCUUCAGGUUGAGGAACGGCGUCGGUCUGAAUCUGCACUUGUAAAGGUCAAGGGCAGACUCGAAUUGCUACUUCAACAGAUGCAGCGUGUUCAGAGGUUGAGAGAAGAAAGGGGGAAGGAGGAGAAAGAGGCAAGGGAGCCCCUUGUUGUGCACAAGGAACGAGCAAAUGCUUGA